Bacidia gigantensis is the source of this 300-nucleotide messenger RNA. RefSeq lists its product as uncharacterized. The transcript is spliced from 2 exons. Lineage: Eukaryota; Fungi; Ascomycota; Lecanoromycetes; Lecanorales; Ramalinaceae. The record is from RefSeq and is a predicted model, not a curated record. The coding region runs from base 1 to 300 and encodes 99 amino acids.
AUGAGCGUCACCCCUUCCUACACCAACGGCCAACAAGCGCCCCCCGAAGCGAUCACUCGCGCCAUCCUAAGCGGAGCGUUGCAAAAGGCCAAUGAUGCUGUACAUGCAGAUGGAGAUGGCGAGUGGGAUUAUGCGGCGAAUGCGUACACGGCGAGCUGUGAGCUGUUGGGGCAAGUGAUGGGGCGGCUGGAGAUGGGCGGGGAGGAAUGGACGAGGGUCGAAGGGAUCUCUCGUGCAAUGGGAGAGAUCUCUGGUAGGAUAGAGGGUAGUGAUGCUGAUCUCGUGCGUUUUGUCGAAUAG